Trypanosoma conorhini is the source of this 410-nucleotide messenger RNA. RefSeq lists its product as uncharacterized. The annotation marks the transcript as partial. The record is from RefSeq and is a predicted model, not a curated record. The transcript has a single exon. NCBI's taxonomy places the organism in Eukaryota, Euglenozoa, Kinetoplastea, Trypanosomatida, Trypanosomatidae.
ACUGGGGGGCCGCGGGCCAACGCCCCUACACAGAAGGCAAAAUGACAGGGGCGGCGGGCGCAGCGACGGACACGGGAAAUGCACGGCGCUCGCAGCCUGCUAGGGAAGCAAAUAGCCGCAAUGCGCGUUGCGCCGCGGCGAGGCACCUCUGUGCGGCCCUGCCGGGGCCGGCGACACACCGCGGCCCAACACCGGCGCGGAGAGUUGCCUCCCCUGCCGCGGAGCGUGGGAAAACAAACUGGGGCGUGCGCUGCGGCACAGUAAUGAGGGAGCACCGCCGCCAAGCAGCCACCGAGCGGGGAAUUAGCCUGCAGCGCAGCAGCGUCACGGCCGCGCCGCCCACACGGCUGCCUGCGCUGUCCUCCCAGGCUGCACCUCCCCCGGCCGCCCCGGAGCGUGCGGGCGCGUGA